This is a messenger RNA of Xylona heveae TC161, 660 nucleotides long. RefSeq lists its product as hypothetical. Lineage: Eukaryota; Fungi; Ascomycota; Xylonomycetes; Xylonales; Xylonaceae. The record is from RefSeq and is a predicted model, not a curated record. The transcript has a single exon. Bases 90 to 425 code for a protein of 111 amino acids.
GUUAACUGGGUCACGAAAGAGUGAAGAAUCAAAAGGCGAUUUAACAAGAAUGCUCGAAUCGAUAGCCUUUUGUGAGUGAAACGUGUCUGAUGGUAAAGUGGUUGAGUAGAAUGAGUGGAGUGAGAGAUGGGAAAUUGAGAGUGGAUGUUGACGUUGUGGAGAUUUUAGAUUUGCGGGGAAAGUGGGGUGUGAUUUGUGGGGGAUCGCAGGGUCGAUCUGGCGUUUGUGGAUCAGGGACGGCUCCAAGGGCAUGGGGUAGGGUUUGGAUUUGCACAGUCUGGAGAUUGAGGUUGGUUGACGGGGCAAUGUCUGCUUCCUUGGGCCGAGGGACAGGAGUCGCGGGCUCAACGCGUGCAUCGUGGGAACGGAACCCGCAGUUGAGAAGGUUGCUGAGGUCCCCAAUGGCGGGUCAACGUACCACCUAAAUGCAAUUCAGAGCCAAUGAUGAAAUUUUCUGAAGAUCCAAGACAGAACUUAUACUCUCUAAAUAGUCCACUGUCUUUUGAAGGCAAAGCCUGAGUUCACCAAGAUUCGACGACGGUGAUUUGGGCGUAGAGGACUAGCGGUUGCCUUGUAUUGACCGGCAAUUGGCGCUCUGGAACAAGAAUCUGUCGCCAGCUCAAAGAGAGAGCUGCACAAGACGUCCCUGCGUAGUCUCCC